AUGGCAGCUAAGAUGAUGAUAAUCCUGCCACAUGCCUCCCUGAUCACUAGUGCUAGAGCUGGGCCUUUGCUCUGGAGCCGAAACGGUGGGGAUGGGAGGGGAGAGGGGCAGGAUGUGGAAAGCCGAGGACGGACUGAUGCCAGAGGGAUGGGGGUGUGGAGAGAGAGGGAGGAUGGAGGGAUGAGGGAGGGAGGGAGGGAGGGAGGGAGGCGGGCGCGUGAGGGAGAUGAACGGGAGUCAGACACAGAGAGCAGUCCCCCUCCUCCUCCUCCUCCUCCAUCCCUCCUCCUCCAUCCCUCCAUCCCUCCUCCAUGCCUCCGGAGGGUGCGCGCGGCGGCCAUGGCGAAGAUGCGCGUGUCCUACGAGUACUCGGAGGCCGAGGACAAGAGCAUCCGGCUGGGCUUGUUCCUGAUCGCCUGCGGGAUCCUCAGCCUCUUCAUCCUGGGCUUCUGCUGGCUCAGCCCCACGCUGCAGAGCCUCCAGAGCAAACCGGCCAACUGCACGAUCUUUGUCAACAACUCCGAGUCCAACUCCGUGGCCCUGCUGCACUUUAAUGAGCAGCAGCUGGUCCUCAACCCAAAGAGGUCUACAGCCUCCCUGAAGAGCAAAAAAAGAGUUAUAUUAGAGCUUAAAAAACCACUACCAGACUGA
Molecule: messenger RNA, 651 nt
Organism: Menidia menidia (Atlantic silverside)
Lineage: Eukaryota; Metazoa; Chordata; Actinopteri; Atheriniformes; Atherinopsidae
Source: the annotation of a GenBank genome assembly